Molecule: messenger RNA, 2507 nt
Organism: Phycodurus eques (leafy seadragon)
Lineage: Eukaryota; Metazoa; Chordata; Actinopteri; Syngnathiformes; Syngnathidae
Gene: ogal
Product: O-GlcNAcase like
Exons: 17
Coding region: 153-2318 (721 amino acids)
Biological process (GO): glycoprotein metabolic process
Molecular function (GO): beta-N-acetylglucosaminidase activity
Source: RefSeq, a predicted model, not a curated record
UCCACUGGGCUGAACGUCACUCAUCUUCACUUGAGCUCGUUUGUGCACUCGAUAUUUACAAGUGCAGACUUUAGAUACUGUCAAGAUUGGCAUUACACAACAGUGUGUUUGCGUGCGCGGACAUACUAAAAGGUGGUACUUCCAUGCCGUGAAUGACAGUCGGAGCUUUGGACACCGCGGAAACGCAAAGAGAUCGUAACUAUAUCUCGACUCCAGCGGACGGACGGUCAGCCAUGACAACCUCCACCGAAGUCAGCGAGACAGCACGGACUGGGACCAAGCCCUUCAUCGGCGGCGUGGUCGAAGGAUUUUAUGGCCGACCCUGGACCAUGGAACAAAGAACAAAGCUGUUCAAAAGUGAACAGAAGUGGGGGUUGAAUACAUACCUGUAUGCCCCUAAAGACGACUACAAACACCGCAUGUACUGGCGAGACCUUUACUCCCCCGAGGAGGCAGAGCAACUCAUCGCACUGAUAUCAGCAGCGAAGAAGCACAAUAUUGACUUCAUCUAUGCAAUCUCUCCUGGCCUGGAUGUCACCUUUUCUAACCGCAAAGAGGUGGCUGCCCUAAAGAGGAAGCUGGAUCAGGUUAGAGACUUUGGCUGCAGCUCCUUCUCGUUACUGUUUGACGACAUCGAGACGGAGAUGUGUCCUGCCGACAAGCAGGCGUUCAGCUCCUUCGGCCACGCGCAGGUGGCCAUCACCAAUGAGGUGUACCGGCAUUUGGGGGAACCUGAGACCUUCCUCUUCUGUCCCACAGAUUAUUGUGCUGCCUUCUGCAGCCCAAACGUGUUUCAGUCAUCUUACCUUCACACUGUGGGAGACGAGCUGCUACCGGGGAUAGAUGUGCUGUGGACGGGUCCAAAAGUGGUAUCCCAUAAAAUAUCAGUGGAGUCCAUAGAAGAGGUGUCCUCCAUCCUCAAGAGGGCGCCAGUCAUCUGGGACAAUAUCCACGCCAACGACUAUGACCCACAAAGAAUUUUCAUGGGACCCUAUAAGGAUCGUCCAACUGAGCUGAUCCCCAAACUGAGAGGUGUGCUCACUAAUCCCAACUGUGAGUUUUAUCCGAACUUUGUGCCAAUCCACACCUUGGCUACGUGGUGCAAAGCUUCUGCUGCUGGUGCACCCAAGGAUGUGGAAAUGGGCGACGAAGAGCAGGACCCUGGCUAUAGCCCCCACAAAGCCCUGACGCUGGCCCUCACUGACUGGCUGGAGGAGUUUCUGUGCACAGAUCAGCCUACAGCUUGCUCCAAGAAGGAGUCGUGUGAUGAGGAGCCCAUGCAGACAGACCUCGAAGAACACUCAUACAUACCCGGACCGGGAGAAAACCCGCUUUACACAGCCGAGCCCCUGACCUUGGACGACCUGAAGCUGCUGUCCGACCUCUUCUACCUGCCCUAUGAACACGGGGCCACGGCCAAGACCAUGCUGCAUGAGCUGGACUGGCUCCAAUGCCACAGUCAAGCCGCCGCCCUCAAGACGGACCAGACUGCCGAGUGGUGUUCGAGAGCGCGACAGUUCGACGACAUGUGCGAAGCGGUAGUGCGAAUGUUCAACCGCCUGUCCAAUGUGCCCAACCGCCGGAUUCUGUAUGACCUCUACAACUACAUCUGUGACAUCAAGAGCGGCGUCAAUCUGGCUCAAGCCUACGUGAAAUCACUAGGAGGGCUUGGCAAACCAUCGGCCCAGCUAAUGAGUGCUGAUCCUGAACCGUGGGGAUUCCGAGGAGGCCUCUCAGGAGAGUUUCAGAGAAUGCUGCCUGGCCAUGGAAACAGAGACCUGUUCAAACAUCCGCCCAGGACGUCAGUGUACUGCAUUCGGCCCUACUGCGCAGAGGAUAAGAUGGACGUGCAGAGCAUUUUUGUGAAGAUGCAAAGAGAAAGACAAAUUAAAGCCCCUUCUGCGACAGAGGCCCCUCUUAUUAGUGAUAUACUGUCGACAGGUGAAAUUUCCCCAAGCCCUGAGUGUGCUCUUGUCCUGGAGGAUGACAUCGGGGUGUGUGGUUACAUGCUGGCACUCACAGAUGCCAAAGCAGCUGCAGCCUCCAUUCAGAGGGACACAAGCGACGGUGUAUUUGAGGACUUCCCUUCAUUAGUCACUGGACAAAUACUGCCCAGGGUCGCUGACCCCUCUCCGGCGAAGCGUAUGAUUGGACAGCUGUUGUCCACCAUCAGGACCUUUGGUUCCAGAGGAGUUUUGUGUGAGUUGAGACACAGUGACAGGAGAAUGCUUGACUUCUUCACUAAAAGUAGCUCCUUCCAACCCCUCAAAAUGGAUGCUCUGCCUCCAGAUGUUGUCGUCAUGGGAACAACCCUUUAAUCGCACUCGCUUAAGAAAUUUUGCGUUCAAACUUAAUUUGUCAUUUCAUUUAGUAGCAGUCAUCACCUGCUAUGAAAAUUGCAUUUACAUGCAUUACAUGAAAAUGUGUAAUACAUUGGAGACUUUUGAAGUACACGUAGAGCUGUUAACAUUAGUUUUCGUUUUUGUCUUAAUAAUAAAAGUGUUUAA